UUUGUGCUGGAGAAGAUGGCGGCGCGGGCGGGCUUCCAGUCGGUGACUCCCAGCGGUGGCGGCGGCGGGGCCGCCGCCGGGGCCGGAGCGCUGGGCCCGGGCACGCCGGGCGGGCCGGUGCGCAUGGGCCCGGCCCCGGGACAGGGCCUGUACCGCUCGCCGCUGCCGGGGGCCGCCUACCCGCGCCCCGGGAUGUUACCGGGCAGCCGCCUGGCGCCGCAGGGCCCCUCCAUGGGGCCGCCCGGGUACGGCGGGAGCCCAGCGGUGCGGCCCGGCAUGGCGCAGGCCGGCCUGGACCAGGCCCGCAAGAGGCCCGCGCCGCAGCAGCUGCAGCAGGUGCAGCCCCAGGCGGUGCCCAACCGCAACCACAAUGCUAAAAAGAAGAAGAUGGCAGACAAAAUUCUACCUCAGAGGAUUCGUGAACUUGUGCCUGAGUCUCAAGCUUAUAUGGACCUGCUGGCCUUCGAAAGGAAAUUGGACCAGACGAUCAUGAGGAAACGCUUGGAUAUCCAGGAGGCUUUGAAACGGCCCAUUAAGCAAAAGCGAAAGCUACGUAUUUUUAUCUCCAAUACCUUCAAUCCAGCCAAGUCGGAUGCUGAGGAUGGUGAAGGAACAGUGGCUUCCUGGGAGCUUCGAGUGGAAGGACGGCUGCUAGAAGAUUCUGCUUUGUCCAAAUAUGAUGCCACCAAACAGAAAAGAAAGUUCUCAUCCUUCUUUAAAUCUCUGGUUAUUGAACUUGAUAAAGACCUCUAUGGCCCUGACAAUCACCUGGUAGAGUGGCACAGAACUGCUACAACUCAGGAGACAGAUGGCUUCCAGGUGAAGAGGCCAGGAGACGUCAACGUGCGCUGCACUGUCCUUCUGAUGCUCGAUUACCAGCCUCCCCAGUUCAAACUGGAUCCCCGCUUGGCUCGUCUCCUGGGGAUCCACACUCAGACUCGCCCAGUGAUCAUCCAGGCUUUGUGGCAAUAUAUCAAGACCCACAAGCUGCAGGACCCUCACGAGCGGGAGUACGUCAUUUGUGACAAAUACCUCCAGCAGAUAUUUGAAUCCCAGCGGAUGAAGUUCUCUGAAAUUCCACAAAGGCUUCAUGCACUGCUUAUGCCUCCAGAACCGAUCAUCAUUAAUCAUGUGAUCAGUGUUGAUCCUAAUGACCAGAAGAAAACAGCCUGCUAUGACAUCGAUGUGGAGGUGGAUGACACCUUGAAGACUCAGAUGAAUUCAUUCCUGCUGUCAACUGCCAGUCAACAGGAAAUUGCUGCUCUGGAUAACAAGAUCCAUGAAACAAUAGAGACAAUUAACCAGCUGAAGACCCAGCGUGAGUUCAUGCUGAGCUUUGCCCGAGAUCCUCAGGGCUUCAUCAAUGACUGGCUCCAGUCCCAGUGCCGGGACUUGAAGACGAUGACUGAUGUUGUUGGGAAUCCUGAAGAGGAGCGUAGAGCUGAGUUCUACUUCCAGCCAUGGGCUCAGGAAGCUGUGUGCAGAUACUUUUACUCCAAGGUUCAGCAAAGACGGCAGGAGCUGGAGCAGGCCCUGGGAAUCCGCAACACAUAGGCCCUCAUCUCCUCCCCAUCCAGAAGGCAUCAGAGCUGCUUGUGGAGACAGGGUGCUGCAGAGCACGCAGUUAAGGCUCACGUAACCACGCUGUGGUGCCAAGGCCUGCACCGUCAUCCAUCCUGGCAUUGUCUCUGCUGGGGCAGCUCUACGACACCUGGGGUCUUCUGGGGUGUGGCAAGCAGACAGGCUCCAACAAGUACACACUUCUACCUGGUUUUCUUCCUGACGGUUGCCUUGUCAGUCCCAAGGCUUCCAAGAGCCUCCCCUAGACUCCGUGCUGCCUGUAGUGUCCCCAGUAGCCAGUUUGAAUGCUGACUUUGAGCUCCUCUCAAGUUCAGAAACUCUUCCUCUUCCCGUUCCUCUUCAACUAGCAUCUAGUUGUGGCACACAUGAGACCUGACUGGGAAGUCAGGAUCUGCUCAAAGGGCAGAGUUCUGUGACUAGUCUGGUCUCUGCCUCAGUUAGUAGCAAGGUACCGGGAGAUGGAGUGGGCAGGAUGCUGACAUACCUCCAGCCCUCCCCUCCCUCGCUGGGAGGGGGCUGCUGCACUGGGCUGCCUCACAGGUCACUCUCCUCCUUGAGGAAGUUACUGGACUGCAUAGAGAAUUGUUUCUUCCCUUGUCCCUUUUUCCUUGUCCUGCUCCCUUCACGUUCAUGAAAGACUGCCUUGAGCUGGGAAUCACAGGGGAGAUGAAGCAUCGUCUCACUGCACAGAUGUGGAAGUGCUGGAGAGCUGAGAAAAAGCCUCGGCUUAUGGUUCCAGCAAGCCAGCUGGCUGCUUGCUUUCCCUGUAGAGGGAGGGAAUGCAGCAGCUGCCCAGUGCAAUUGUGCAGGGGCAGAGUACUGUAUGCUCAUUCCUUUGGGACUGUUAUCACAUGUCAUUUGCUGUGGGGACCAGAGGCUCCUUCCUGUGGGUCUGGGAGUACAGAUCCAUCCCUUGGGAGUGGAUGUAGCCCCAAGCAUGUAUUGAGUUAGCAGAUGUUUCCAUGCUGAAACUCCUGUGUUUUUGAGUCAAGUUAUGGAUCAGGAAUGUACAAGUAGACUUUUCUUUUUUACCAUGGGGAGUAGCAGCUCUUAUGCCUCUUCGUGGAAUUAUUUACUAGUGAACCAGGGGUCAGGUAUAAGAGAAGGACCUCUCUCAGCCUAGAUCUCAGUAUUUCUGCUUGGAACUGUAAUGCAAAUGGACUGUAAAGCAAAGUUGGUCGCGUUCUCUUGGAACAGCUGCGAAAUGUUACUGACAGCCCUCCACAUCCCUGCACCCUGCUGUGGUGUGGUUGGGAAGGUUGCUGUGAUUUUGGGAGCCCUACCCAUGUCUGUGUUCCCACAUGUCUGUGAGUAAUAGACCCUCCCCUUCUCCUUUGCCCCCUUUUGAAACUGCUCCUCUGUGGUACUGGGGUGAAGGUCUUGGUGCUGAUAAAGCAGCCCAGUGACUCCUCAGGGUAGUUGCACAUGAAGGAUGCUGAACACUGCGUAGGCAAACAUAGCUGUUGCAGAAUAACUGCUUUUCUUAACUAUUACGUUGGUUGGGUUUUUUUUUUCCCAUGGACCAAAUCUUUUUUUUUUUUUUUUUUGUACUGUAUCCUUGUAGAUGUCACCCAAUUUUAAUAAAAGCCUGUGAAAGAAGCUGUCCUCCUUCAGUGCUGACAGUACGCUUUCUCUCAGCAGCUGCCUUGGUGGAUGACAACUCGUGUAUUUGCCUGGGAAGGAAGAGGAUUAAUUUCACUUUUUAAACAAAGCCAGCUGGUUUAAGGAACUGCAGAGAAAAUGUUCUUCCCACUUCAGCUUUUUGCACGGUGCCUUUCUUGAAAGGAUCUCUGGCUGAUGGAGUCCACUGAGCCUUGCCAGGGUGCUUUUGUGGUAAAAGAGCAAAGGAUUUUGAGCAAAAAGGGAAAUCCAGUGGCCAAGCUGCAGCUGAAUGCUAGCCAGCCUAGUGCCCACACCGCAAAAUUUGGAGAAAAAGGUUACCUGGAUGUGUUAAGAGCUGUGCAGAAGGGGCUUUGCCCUUAGGUAACGCUUUGCACAAAGCUUGAGGACUCUCAUGAGAUCCUGAGCACAGAAGCAAGGGCAGCUCCUAAGGUCAAGCAGUCAGGGCUGCUGCUUGCUGCUGAGGUUAAGGC
Messenger RNA from Lagopus muta (rock ptarmigan), 3674 nucleotides. RefSeq names its product SWI/SNF related, matrix associated, actin dependent regulator of chromatin, subfamily d, member 1 (gene SMARCD1). The coding region runs from base 16 to 1554 and encodes 512 amino acids. The record is from RefSeq and is a predicted model, not a curated record. The transcript has 13 exons. Lineage: Eukaryota; Metazoa; Chordata; Aves; Galliformes; Phasianidae. Gene Ontology annotation, biological process: regulation of transcription by RNA polymerase II. Gene Ontology annotation, cellular component: nucleus; SWI/SNF complex.